Prorocentrum cordatum is the source of this 1050-nucleotide messenger RNA. Lineage: Eukaryota; Dinophyceae; Prorocentrales; Prorocentraceae. The record is from the annotation of a GenBank genome assembly.
AUGGCGCGGCCGCGCCCGACCCCGAGGCAGCCGCCGUUCCCGCCGCCGCCGGCCACGGCGAGCCGUCCGCCCGCUCCACCGACGCCGGCGUCCGUGACGGACUCCCGCUACAACGCCCGCGGCGACGAGCGAAUGCGCGGCGGGUGGAGCGGCCGGCCGACCAGGAUGCCCGAUAAUGACCACAACAUCAAUCGGGCAGCAUUCGAGACCAUCAUCGCUGCCGCGAAGCGCGGCGAGGCCGACGUUUACUUGCGGGAGGCCGCCAUCUCGGCCGCGAACCACCUCGCGAUCAUGGCCAUCGCCCUGCGCGCGGCUGAGCUCAGCCAGCAGUUCGCCGUGCGCAUCCCGCAGAUCACCGCGCGCAUCCCGCGCGUCGCAGCGCGCGCCCCGCUCGUCGAGCGCCGCCUGCAGCUCGCGGCGGCGCCGAGCUGGCGCGAACUCCGCCCGCGGGCCAAGCUGGCUGAGGCCGAGGAGGCGCGGGAUCGCAGGGGGCAGGCGCAGUUGCGCAGAGAGGCGCUGCUGCAGGAGCGGCACCGACAGGCCGCGGAGGCCAUGCGCCGCGCGAGGUUGGCGAGCUCUUUGGUCGAUGCGCGGGCGGAGGGCGACGCGCCGCCAGCGCUUUGCCUCGCGUGUGGCGAUGCGCUGACUCCGCAGGGCGUGCUCGUGAGCCUCUCGGAGAAGGGGAAUCCUGCCGCGCCGCCGACGCCGGGCGGCGACGCCGCCUGGCGGGCGUUCGGCACCACCCGGUUCGACGACAAGGCAGAGCCCGUCGGCGACGCCAAGAAGUUCAGGAUAAAGGCGUCGUGGGAGCGGGACGUCCGGGUUCCCGGGUCGCGGCCGCUCGACAACUUCAUGGGCGAGGGGGCGCGGGUCCACGAGCUCUCGAGCGCGGGCCAGCGGCGGCAGAUGAACGUCUCCGAGAACUUCCCGAACGACAAGGGCUGCGUCAUAUCCCCAGACAGUUCGGGGGUCUGCUCCUUUGCUCUCGGCUCCCGCGCGGGGCCCGCGAGGGGGCUUCAAGCGCUGGCGAAGCGCAGGCCCACCGUAUGA